AUGGAUAAUGUAAGACUUGCAAUGAUUCUUUCUAUUUCAUUUGUGUGUUUUCACAUUCUUCUAUCUUUAUUGAACUACUCACGAAGGUCUAACAGACUUCCACCAGGGCCAAAAAGAAAGCUAAUUUUCGGAAAUAUUUUUGAUCUUGGCAAAAAGCCUCACCGAUCCUUUGCGAAUUUCAGCAAGAUAUACGGCCCUAUAAUAAGCCUUAAAUUAGGAAGUGUGACAACCAUUGUGGUAUCAUCUAUAGAAGUAGCGAAAGAAAUGUUCCUCAAAAAAGACCAAAUCCUUGCUAAUCGCACGAUUCCGGAUUCAGUUAGAGCUGGUGACCACGACAAAUUAUCCAUGUCGUGGUUACCUGUAUCGAACAAAUGGCGAAAUCUUAGAAAGAUCUCGGCGGUCCAAUUGCUCUCAACACAAAGGCUUGAUGCUAGCCAAGCCAAUAGACAUGUCAAGGUGCAACAACUUCUUACAUAUGUACAAGAUUGCUCUAAAAAAAAGCAAGGUGUAGAUAUUGGUAGGGCAGCAUUUACAACUUCUCUAAAUUUAUUAUCAAACACAUUUUUCUCAAAGGAAUUGGCAAGCCAUGAAUCUAGUGCUUCUCAAGAAUUUAAAAAACUCAUGUGGAAUAUUAUGGAAGAAAUUGGUAGGCCUAAUUAUGCUGAUUUUUUUCCCAUUCUUGGUUAUAUUGAUCCUUUUGGUAUACGGCGUCGUUUGGCUGCUUACUUUGAUAAACUUAUUGAUGUUUUUCAAGACAUUAUACGUGAAAGGCAAAAAUUAAGAUUUGCUAAUGAUUUUGAUGGAAAACAAGCAAAGGACAUCCUUGACACUCUUCUCAAUCUUCAUGAAGAAAAUGAGUUGAAUAUGAGUGAAAUUAAUCAUCUCCUUGUGGACAUCUUUGAUGCUGGAACAGACACUACGGCUAGUACAAUGGAAUGGGCAAUGGCAGAGCUGGUUAAAAACCCAAAUAUAAUGGUCAAAGCUCAAAAUGAAAUUGAACAAACCAUUGACAAAGAAUGUUCGAUGAUUCAAGAAUCAGAUAUCUCAAAACUACCUUAUUUACAAGCUAUCAUCAAAGAAACAUUGCGUUUGCACCCUCCAACGGUAUUUCUCUUACCUCGAAAAGCGGAUGCAGAUGUAGAGUUACAUGGUUAUAUUGUGCCAAAAAAUGCACAAGUUCUAGUCAAUCUUUGGGCUAUUGGUCGUGAUCCAAAGGUAUGGGAAAAUCCAGAAGCAUUUUCACCUGAGAGAUUCUUAAAUUGUGACAUUGAUUUUAAAGGACAAGAUUUCAAACUGUUAUCUUUUGGUGCUGGAAGAAGAAUAUGUCCUGGACUCACUUUAGCUUAUAGAAUGUUGAACUUAAUGUUGGCUAAUUUUCUCUACUUAUAUGAUUGGAAGCUUGAAGAUGGUAUGGAUCCAAAAGAUUUGGACAUGGAUGAGAAAUUUGGUAUUACAUUGCAAAAGAUUAAGCCUCUUAAAGUUAUUCCGGUUGCUAGGAAAAAAAUUCAUUAUUAGUCAUCAUAAAAAAUAAGAUUUUUGCAUGGUUAUUGUAUUUUAAUUAUUUUUGUUUGAGG
Messenger RNA from Amaranthus tricolor (Joseph's coat), 1574 nucleotides. RefSeq names its product cytochrome P450 76AD1-like. Gene Ontology annotation, molecular function: oxidoreductase activity, acting on paired donors, with incorporation or reduction of molecular oxygen; heme binding; monooxygenase activity. Bases 1 to 1515 code for a protein of 504 amino acids. NCBI's taxonomy places the organism in Eukaryota, Viridiplantae, Streptophyta, Magnoliopsida, Caryophyllales, Amaranthaceae. The record is from RefSeq and is a predicted model, not a curated record. The transcript has 2 exons.